CAGGUUCGAUUUGCAUUGCAUCUUUUGGUAUAGUUCAGACAGAUUUCACUCGGCGUGUUGUGCAAAGCUACAAGGGAUUUCUGCAAAUUUCUGCAAAAGUAAGACAACUUUCUGCUCAAGACUUCUUGCAGCCUUACAAGUGUCCAACUCCCAUGUCACGGAGGAAAGCGACCCAGCAACCAUCAUCCAUCAUGGAAAAUCUUACUGUGCCCGAUCACUUCAAAGACCAUAAUUAUUGUAAGAGAAACACUGCAUGCCAGGCCCGUGAUGCAAAGAAACCCAGAGCCAGCAGGAAACAACCGUGCUGCAGCAAGGACCAGGUUGUUAAUUCAACCCAGAGGCCCCGGCGCCGUGACAGAACAGUCAGUCAGCCCCGGAAAAGGAAGCGAAGCCCAGCAUCCAGGUUAUCCCGACCUCCAAAGACCUCAGUGCCUCCCUCUGCAAUCGCACAUGAUGACCUGCCAGUGGCAAAAAAAUUGCCCCCCAGACCCGAGCCAUGCAGUACCAACCACCAGCCAACCAGCUCCAGUGACAGCCCUUUAAAAAUCUACAACCUCUCAGUGGAAGAUUAUCAGCGAGUCUACCAUGAGGUGGUAGAUAGCAGGCUGACGUCCAAGAAUGGCCGCAAACGUCCCUACAGUUUAGAGCUGGGGAGAAGUCUUAAACAAAACCUGUGGGAGAGACUGAAUCGUCCUAUGGUGGAAACAUCAACAAACGAGGACGGACUUGAAGAAAUUGACUUUAUGUAUGGGCAAAAAGUCAAAAUCCCACAUUUUGACAUUUCCUGUUAGCCAAAUCCUCAACAUCCACCGAGCAAAAGAGCAAAGGAGAGGUGAAUGUAGAGCAGCAGGAGCACUGCUACAAAACAUACAAUCAAAAACUGUGAAACACACAAAUCAACUGUAGAUAAAAGCACUGUAAAUAUAUGACAAAUGUUUCUGUAAAUAGUUCACAUGUGACUUUGAUAAUUAAAAUGUAAUU
Molecule: messenger RNA, 981 nt
Organism: Haplochromis burtoni (Burton's mouthbrooder)
Lineage: Eukaryota; Metazoa; Chordata; Actinopteri; Cichliformes; Cichlidae
Exons: 4
Coding region: 153-791 (212 amino acids)
Source: RefSeq, a predicted model, not a curated record